AUGUCUCAGCCUCUCAAGAGCACACCCUAUCCCUUCCAAUUCUCCUCCAACACCCAAGUCGAGGCACCAGUCAAUGGGCAAACGACCGACAUUAACGUGUCGCUCAAGAACGUGCGAGGCCGGAUUCCAUCCGCCCAAGCAUCCCGCCUUCGCACCAUGAUGCUCGAAGCCCACCAUGAUCGCUCCAAAAUCAUCGCUCACGCAUGCAGCUAUGACGGCCUCUCUUCCCGAUUGGUCGAGGAGGCCGGAUUCCCAAUUGUGUUUCUAGCUGGAUAUGCCGUUGCCAGUUCCUACGGGCUCCCAGACACAGGAUACAUCGCGAUGGCGGAAAUGUGCAGCAAGAUCCAGGAGGCGGUACGCAUGACCAGCGUGCCUGUGAUGGCCGACGGAGACACCGGCUAUGGUAGUCCCAUGAACGUGAAAAACACUGUCGAGUGCUUUGCGGCGGCUGGGGCAGCGGGAGUGAUGAUUGAGGAUCAGACGUGGCCCAAACGAUGCGGUCACACAAAGGGAAAAUCGGUAGUCUCGCGCGGAGAAGCCUACGCUCGUCUACAAGCCGCCGUGGAUGCACGGAACCAAGGACACGACAUUUUCGUCCUGGCGCGCACAGACGCCUUGAUUCACGGAUGGGACGAAGCGAUGACCCGGGCGAAGGAGUUCAAGAGAAUUGGAGUUGACGCUGUCUUCGUUGAGGCUCUGCCCGACCGGGACUCGAUGAAGCGAUGCGUUGAAGAACUAGAUCUCCCCGUGUUUGCCAAUAUCAUCGAAGGUGGGAAGACCGAGAACCUGUCGGCUCUGGAGCUGGCGGACCUUGGAUUUUCAGCAGUCGCGUACCCGUGGACACUUGUGGCCGCUAAAUUGAAGAGUAUUAGGGAGGCGUUGGAAGGUUUGAAACAAAGUAUGACGACCGGGGCUCCUCCCAAGAUACUUGGGUAUGAUGAAGUCUGCUACGGGGUUGGAUUUGACAAAUAUUGGAACCAAGAGGGCAGAUACGAGUACAAUGAAAAUGGCCUGGUUCAUCCCCAGAACGGCAGCGUAUAA
Molecule: messenger RNA, 1041 nt
Organism: Aspergillus melleus
Lineage: Eukaryota; Fungi; Ascomycota; Eurotiomycetes; Eurotiales; Aspergillaceae
Product: isocitrate lyase/PEP mutase family protein
Exons: 3
Coding region: 1-1041 (346 amino acids)
Molecular function (GO): catalytic activity
Source: RefSeq, a predicted model, not a curated record